AGCCACACCGCACUGUUGAGAAAUCACAGUCACAAAGAUCUCGGGUCACCAUGUGUCAUCCUAAUGUAGGGCCGUGUGUUUCUGGCGUUUUUCAUAUGAACUGCUUUCUUCGUUGUUUACGGACGCCCUAAACGGGUUUCAGUCAUGCAGACGGGACAAACAUUUAUUAGUAGAUCGAGAUCAACACCAGAUCACCAGUCUUUGAACUGCCCACAUGCGUUUAUAUUGACGCGAUUAGGAGACUGGAUCGUUAUCAGCUUGACCAAUUGUACCGAUCAAAGUGCAAACAAGUGAAACUCAAGUACAGCUAGAGUGAAGAAGCGAAUAAUUUGCCAGAAAAAGCAUCAAAUUCGGGUAUUUAAUGGGCACUGAUAACGAUUCUGAGUUAAAGAGGACGGAGGAGAAGUCCCAAUGGACGCUGUUUGUUCAGGACAUAAGUGUUUUACAGUGGGUGCUUUCCUUUCUGUUUUUGGGAGCAUCCUGUCUGGUUUUGAUGGUGUACCUGAUGUUUACAUCUCUGUGGUUCUUCCCCACUCUCUACUUCACCUGGCAGAUCUAUGACUGGUACACACCUGAGAGAGGUGGCAGAAAAACAAGGAUUGUAAGAGGCUGGAAAGUAUGGAAACACUUCCGAGACUAUUUCCCUGUGAAGCUGGUGAAGACUGCUGAGUUGAGUACCAAUAAGAACUAUAUUCUGGGAUGCCACCCCCAUGGUAUCAUGUGUGUGGGAGCAUUCUCAUGUUUCAGUACAGACUGGAAUGGAUUUGCUGAAACCUUCCCUGGAGUACGUCCCACUCUUGCAAUCUUGGCCGGACUUUUCCGCCUUCCUCUUUUCAGGGAAUAUAUUAUGUGUGCAGGUCUGUUGCCUGUCAGUAAGCAGAGUUUAAAUUAUGCGCUGAGCAAUAUGGGAUUAGGUAAUGCUGUGAUCAUUAUUAUUGGUGGGGCAGAGGAAUCGCUUGCCUCAUCUCCAGGAGUAAACACCGUAGUCAUGAAACAGAGGAAAGGCUUUGUACGGCUGGCGCUUGAACAUGGGGCUGACCUGGUUCCUGUGUACUCUUUUGGAGAGAAUGAGCUGUUCGCGCAGGUGGUUUUCUCUGAGGGCAGUGUAGGUCGACGGCUGCAGGCUCUAUUUAAGCAUGUUAUGGGAUUUGCUCCAUGUCUCUUCACUGGGGAGCGCUGGCUGCUCCUGCCCUACAGACGUCCCGUCACCACUGUGGUUGGCCAUCCCAUAGCUGUGCCUCAGGUUCACAAACCAUCUCAAGAACAGGUGGAUCAUUACCACAAAUUAUACAUGGAGGCUCUUUCUGAACUUUUCCACAAACAUAAGACCAGCUGCGGACUGGCCGAAACGCACGAGCUGCGCAUAAUCUGAAAACACUGGGUCCACACAGAGUUAUUGAAACAUUCUCAGGGUUAUGUCUGAAAUAUUUGAUGUGGGAGGGAAAAGGAUAUAAAAUAAUAAAGAAAUUGGGUAGAUGCUACCAAUUAAUAUUAGAUGGCCUUAACUACUUUGUACUUGACUAUUUGAUACAAUGUACAUAUAUGGUGGCACAUUGUAAUUACAUUCAAAGUACUGGCACUUAAAGGGACACUCCACUUUAAAAAAAAAAUAUUCUCAUUUUCCAGCUCCCCUAAAUAUUUGAUAUUUACCAUUUUGGAAUCCAUUCAGCUGAUCUCCGGGUCUGGCUGUACCACUUUUAUCGUACCUUAGCAUAAUCCACACAGCCAAAAAUAGUCCCCUUGGUAGCUUUCAAUAGCAGGGGACUAUUUUCGGGCACUGCGUAAUAUCAUUGCGCCUCCUGCAGCCAUGUUACGGCAGCAAAGUCCUUGAUUAUUAUGCCAGAAUGAGAGUAUAGUUCCUAGCCAUAUCUGCCUAGAAAAUCGCAACUCUUAAUUUUCCGUCGGUCUUAGUACACAAUGUCACUACAGAAGAGUCAAGUUUUAAAUAGGAAAAAUAUCAAAACUAUUUGGUUAUUUUUGAGUGCUAUGCUAAAAGUGGUACCACCAGACCCGGAGAUCAACUGAAUGGAUUCCAAAACGAUAAAAAUCAAAUGUUUAACUCGGGUGCUGGAAAUGAGCAUAUUUUCAAAAAAAGUGGAGUGUCCCUUUUCUUAACAUGUAGUUAUGCUGUUGAUGUUACACCUAACAGUAACCCAACCUUUGCCCCAAAAUCUUCAACCCCUAACCAUGUCCUUACUCCUAAACCAUAUCUUAAACGUAUUAGCAGAAUUAGCAGAAAAAAAUUGUAUUUCCAUAGUCUUGCCGUUAUUUAAUGUUAGUACAUAAGGCCACCAAACAUAAAACGUGACCAAAUUUUUUUUGUGUGAUUUGGAGCUUUGGGUGUGCUGACUAGAUAUGUUUAUAAAAUUAACAUACAAAAACAAUUAAUUAAUUUUUAGUUCAGAAAAAGAAAAACAAAAUUUUUUGUAUUUGAAAUUCUAUUUUCAAGUUUUUAAUGUGGAAACCAUGUAAAUUUAAUAAUAUGCUGGGGUCUGUUAUGAUUAUUAUCUUUCUAUUUCAGAUAUAUUUCAACAACACUGAUGAUAAAUUGCUUAUGUAUUUUAAUGCACUGAAGUUGCACAAUCAAUUUUACCUCAUUGAAAAAUAAAUAAUACUUUAAAGAAA
Messenger RNA from Paramisgurnus dabryanus, 2625 nucleotides. It is a transcript of the gene mogat3b, whose product is annotated as monoacylglycerol O-acyltransferase 3b. Gene Ontology annotation, biological process: triglyceride biosynthetic process. Gene Ontology annotation, cellular component: endoplasmic reticulum membrane. Gene Ontology annotation, molecular function: diacylglycerol O-acyltransferase activity. The record is from RefSeq and is a predicted model, not a curated record. Lineage: Eukaryota; Metazoa; Chordata; Actinopteri; Cypriniformes; Cobitidae.